GAUCCGCCGCCUCUCCGGACCAGAUCAACAUCCCAGCACAACUCGACUCGAUCCACAUAUCCGAUCGGAAUUCCCCAACUACUAGAUCUACAAGACUAGCCAGAUCCCCUCCUCUCCGGCAAGCAAGCAAGCAAGCAAGCGGCGAUGGAGGCCCCGUUGAGCAAGGUGGAGGAGCUCCGCCCCUGCUCCCAGGGCUACAGCCUCCUCCUCAAGGUCCUCAGCGCCAAGCCCGUCGCCGUCCAGCCGUCCCGCGACAGGCAGCGCCAGCAGCCGCAGAUGAGGAUCGCCGAGUGCAUCGUCGGGGACGACACCGGGGUCGUCGUCUUCACCGCACGCAACGACCAAGUGGACUUAAUGAAGGUUGGUGCGAUCGUGGAGCUGAAGAAUGCAAAGGUGGACAUGUACAAGGGGUCAAUGCGGCUGGCAGUGGAUAGGUCGGGCACGGUGAAGGCUGCGGAGAGCCCGGCGUCGGAGCUCAAGGUGAAGGAGGACAACAACCUGUCCCUGAUUGAGUUUGAGAGGAUCACCAUGGUUAUGUGAGAACAAGGUUUUGGAUAGGAGGAAGGCAGAACAUAAGUGAUUCGUUUUGAACAAGCAAUAAGCCGAUGAUGGUUGAUGUUAUCUUGGAUGGAUUAAUUGUUAUUGUUAUGCUGAUUCGUACUCUGAUGGACCUGCUGGGGUAUAUGAGCUGCUUGUUGCCUUGGUGAAGCUAUGUUUUGGUUUAAUGGGGCACUGAACAGUGAGUGCUAAAUGGUAAUCGAGUGAUCAUAACAAUUAUUAUGAUGAUCUUGUUCAGCA
Molecule: messenger RNA, 798 nt
Organism: Lolium rigidum
Lineage: Eukaryota; Viridiplantae; Streptophyta; Magnoliopsida; Poales; Poaceae
Exons: 2
Coding region: 145-540 (131 amino acids)
Source: RefSeq, a predicted model, not a curated record